This is a messenger RNA of Acanthosepion pharaonis, 786 nucleotides long. The record is from the annotation of a GenBank genome assembly. Lineage: Eukaryota; Metazoa; Mollusca; Cephalopoda; Sepiida; Sepiidae.
AUGUCUAUUCGGGGUGGGACGCGUAUUUUACACGAGAUAUCUAUCUAUGGCCAGUCUAUUAUAUCUAUCUAUCUAUCUAUCUAUCUAAAUCUCUAUCUAUCUAUCUAUCUAGCUAUCUAUCUAAAUCUGUUAAAUCUAUCUAUCUAUCUAUCUAUCUAUCUAUCUAUCUAUCUAUCUAUCUCUCUAUCUAUCUAUCUAUCUAUCUAUCUAUCCAAAUCUGUUAAAUUUAUCUAUCUAUCUUUCUAUCUAUCUAUCAAAUCUAUUUAUCUAUCUAUCUAUCUAUCUAUCUAUCUAUCUAUCUAUCUAUCUAUCUCAGUUUGUUCUAUCUAUCUAUCUAUCUAUCUAUUUCGGUCCCUUCUACGACCUCACUCAAUGCGGACUCUUGCUGAGAAACGUUUGUUUCCAUCUAUAUUGUUAUUGGUCUCCUUUCUCUCUUUCUUUUUCAAUCUAUCUCUCUUUCUCUCUUUCUUGUUCAAUCUAUCUUUCUUUCUCUUUCAGUCUAUCUCUCUUUCUCUUAUUUCUUUGUUUCGUUUACUUUCUAUUAUCUUUGACACUUUCUAUCUUUUCUUUCUUUUCUUCUUCUUUUCAUCUCCCAACCCCAGCUUCAAUAUCUUUUGCGACCCAUUAUCAAUUAUUAUCUAUCUAUCUAUCUAUCUAUCUAUCUAUCUAUCUAUCUAUGUCUGUUCAAAUCUAUCUAUGUCUAAAGUUAACCAAGAUUCUUUACUUAAAUAUCCGUGGAACUUGAUCUCUCUCUCUCUCUCUCUCUCUCUCUCUUCUUUUGUCUAG